CAUAUGCGAGAGGCUGCAGAGAGGAGGCAGCAGCUAGAGUUAGAGCAUGAACAAGCCCUGGCCGUCCUCAGUGCCAAGCAGCAGGAGAUUGACCUUCUGCAGAAGGCUCAGGUUGAGGCUAAGAAGGAACAUGAAGGUGCCGUCCAUCUGUUAGAGAAUCACUUGGACAGCAUGCAGCUGAGAAGUAUCCUUCGCACUAGGGGCACAAUGCAGUUUUUGGCUAAAGUGAGAGAACUGGAGGGAAAAUGCCGGGCCCAAAGUGAGCAGUUCAACCAGCUGUCAAAAGAGUUGGAGAAGUUUAGAUUGCAAGCUGGAAAGUUAGACAUCCAGAGCAGCAGUCAGCUCACAGGUCGCGAUUCGCCUGGCUCACCCACCAAACCCCUCACCCUCUCUCAGCUCCUCAAUGGCCUCACUGCCCCCUCAGGGAAAGGUAAUGAGGAUUCGUUUAGUAAGAUCUCAGAGCUCAUUCGGCCUCUACAAAUGAGCGAGGGGGAAAAAGUAGAGCUCCUGUCUGUCAAACCCACCUUCUUGUCUCGCAGUACGCCCUCCAGCCCACGCCGGGCCUUCCUGUCAGAGGUGCGGCCUGUCAUCACUGCUACUAUGGACAAAGAGCUCAGCUCAUCCCCCAGGUCUAAGUCCAGAUACACAGGCAAAGUGCGAUUGUGUGUCGCUCGCUACAAUUAUAACCCUUAUGAUGGCCCCAAUGAGCACCCUGAAGCUGAGCUCCCCCUGAUGGCUGGGAAGUACUUAUAUGUUUAUGGGACCAUGGAUGAGGACGGCUUCUAUGAGGGGGAGUUGUUGGAUGGACAGCAGGGUCUUGUCCCAUCCAACUUUGUUGACUUUGUCCAGGACGAGGAGCUCCCCUCGGUUCCUCUCUCGGACCACAUAAAGGAACCGUCCUACCUCAACCACAGCCCUGCCUCUGUGCCAAGCAGCGCCGUUAGCACACUCAGCACGCUGCUGUCAGAGAAGCUGGAUGCCCUGGGCUCGGGCACCGGGACGGGCACCAGCAGCAGCAGUGGGGUGAGCAGCCUGGGCAUGAGCAUGGGGCAGGGCAUGGACUUUCUGAGACCAUGCAGCAAUGGCACAGGCACACUGGACAUGAACAUCGAUGAGAUUGGAGAAGAUAUCGUGCCUUACCCCCGCCGCAUUACUUUGAUCAAGCAGCUGGCCAAGAGUGUGAUCAUAAGCUGGGACCCUCCAGUGGUGCUGCCCGGAUGGGCUCCCAUCAGUGGCUACAAUGUUCUGGUGGAUCAAGAGGUGCGUAUGAGUGUGCCCUUCUGUGGCCGCACCAAAUCUCUUAUCGAAAAACUUAACCUGGCCUCCUGCACACAUCGGAUCUCUAUCCAAUGCAUGACUGAACGGGGGCUCUCGGAUCCACUGCGCUGCACGCUGCUGGUGGGGAAGGAUGUGGUGGUGGCACCCUACUACCUUUGUGUGGAGAACAUUACGCAAGUAUCAGCCGAACUCGCCUGGAUGCCAAGCAACAGUAACUACAGCCACACAAUCUUCCUAAACAACGUUGAGUAUGAUGUGGUGAAGCCCGGAGGGUACAAAUACCAGUUCUACAAUCUAAAACCCAUGACUGUGUAUAAGAUACGGGUUGUGGCCAGACCACAUCAGGUGCCCUGGCAGCUGCCCCUCGAGCAGAGGGAAAAGAAGGAGGUGUCAGUGGAGUUCUGCACACAGCCGGCUGGUCCUCCUUUACCUCCUCAGGAUGUGAAAGUUCAGUUGGGCCAGACUCCUGGAGUCUUGCAGAUCCGAUGGAAACCCCCUCUCCUUACUCCCACUGGCACUUCCAAUGGAGCCAGUGUUAUUGGCUACAUGGUCUGCACUAAAGGUCAAAAGAUAGCCGAGAUCAUGUACCCCACAGCAGAUUUCGUUACUGUGGAACUGAACCGUAUCCAGUGUCUGGAAGCACAAGAGGUCGUCGUGAGGACAAUAUCAGCACAAGGAGAGUCUCAGGACUCUCCCGUGGCCGCCAUUCCACACAAUUUCCUUGUGCCUCACCCCCAUCCACACCCUCACCACCAGCCUCACCCUCCACCUCAUCCCCAACCUCAUUCUCAGACGCAACCGCCCCCUUACCCCCAAGCCUACCCGCCAACCCAUCCGCAACCACACGUCCAACCCCAGCCACCCCAUCCCCACACUCAACCCCCAGUUUCACACCCUCACCCACAACAGCACAUGCACACCUCGACCUCCUCAUACCCCAUGUCUAAACCCAAACUUCUACGAAGUGCCAGAGACCCCCAUGCCAAAGAGCCAGAGAUGGGCAGGCGACUGGGGCAGCCCUGGGAGCCACACCCCCGAGUCGCAUCACCCCGACCGCCCCCUACACACCCGAGGCAGACACUGGAGCCCCCUCACAUAGAGGGCCGGCGCUCACCCUCCCCUCAGAGGAUCCUGCCCCAACCUCAGGGAGCACCCAUUCCUAACACAGUGGCUCGUGCAAUGGCCCGGCAGGCGGCGCAGAGGAACUCCCCAAACAACAAGGUGGAGAGGAGAAACAUCUUCAGCGAGAGGGGUAGUGCUCUGCACUCGCUAAACUCAGACGAGGAAGAGGAUGGGUAUGAUGCCCCCCACACCAGACGAAGAGGAGCUUCUGUGGAUGAAUUUCUCAGAGGUUCGGAGCUGGGCAGACCUCAUCAUCACUACAGCCACAGUGAGGAGUACUGCACCGAUAGCAGUCGGGGCUCAGACCUGUCUGACAUCAUGGAGGAGGAUGAGGAGGAGUUGUACUCUGAGAUGCAGCUGGAGGAAGGGCGGCGACGCAGCAUUAACUCACACAACACGCUUAAGGCAUAUUACAGGCGUCAGGACCUAGCGGCGGAACGGGACAGUUGGGACCUGCAACGAGAGGUGGUUCGACAGCGCUCCUUGCGCUCGCACAAGCGCCUCCAUAGCAUCCCAGAAGUGGCAGAGGAGGAUCCAGAUGCAGGGGUGGAGGUCAUGGGCCAACGGCUGCGCUUCGAGGAGAAUUGUCCAGGAACUCCGUGCAGGAGCCCGCGGGUCUACCACCAGGACUCGCGGAAGCAGAAUCACCUCUCCCCUAGCAAGUGCGUCCGUAGGUUGCAGAGGCAGCGCUCCUCUCCACGUUACACCUCCAUCGAGGAUAGGGCUCCUGGAGGUCAGUGUUGGAGCAGCUGCAGUAGCAGACAAACCACCAAGAGCCCUGACAGCGGACUAGACUGUGGAAGUGAGGAAGAGGGCUCGCUCGGCUACCGGGGAGGGUACCAUUCGUACACAGGUGGCAGUCCACUGCGGGUCGGUUCUGGCCCCAACAUCCGGGUAAUUCACUGCGAGGGGCCAGUGGAGCGUCGAGCUCUGGCUGUCGGCAGGAAAAGGACACUGACUCGACAAUGCAGCAUGGAGGAUGACUUUCAAGACACUCUCCCGGAGACACGGAGCAUGCGGGAGUCCUACCACCAUUACCACUAUCAUCCACACCUUCAUCAACCUCAACGCAGGUUCCGGAGCGAGGGCAGGCUGAGUGAGGUUGGCAGAACCUAUCACAGUGACAUUAGGGCCUACUCUGUGGCCAGACUCAACAGGGCAAUGGAUGAACCCCUGAUUUUAGGGAGCUCUCCCUCAACGGGACGCUCUGAUCGACUGGACCAUUCUGACCAUAGGAUGAAUCAUGGCUGUCGACCCCCUCAGAGAAGGCCCAUGAAUGUUCCUUCCAUUGAGAUCACCGUGGAGAAUAACAGUGAGGGGAGUGAGGGGAACCUCUCACCUGUCAAGGACGAUGUUUACUAUACCAAUGUAGCCCACUGCAGGAAAUGGUCCCCACAGAGAACCGAGCACCGAUAUGAUGGUUAUGAAGGACAACAACGGCGGUCUCUGGAAUACUAUGAAUCAGAGCCAGACGACUUGUCCCGAAUCUUUGUGGCAAUGUUUGACUACGACCCACUGUCAAUGUCUCCCAACCCUGAUGCUGCUGUAGAAGAGCUUCCCUUCAAGGAGGGCCAGAUCAUAAAGGUGUUUGGAGAGAAGGACACAGAUGGAUUCUACAGGGCAGAGAUCUGUGGCCGCAGGGGGCUCAUCCCCUGUAACAUGGUCUCAGAAAUCCAGACUGAUGAUGAUGAAAUGAUGGACCAGCUGCUCAAACAGGGUUUCCUUCCUCUCAACACCCCCAUUGAGAAAAUAGUGAACUGUAAUAGGUUCAAAGAUGGCCGUUCAAUUAACCGCAGGUCCCGGAAAUCCAAGAGAGAGAGGAACAAAAGGAGUGGAAGGCAGCACCAAGUGUCCACACGGAGGAUGGUGGCCCUAUAUGACUAUGACCCCAGAGAGAGCUCACCUAAUGUGGAUGUGGAGGCCCGCUAUGGGGGCAACGUGCAGAGUGAGGAGGCUGAGCUGACAUUCUGUGCGGGCGAUGUGAUCACAGUGUUUGGAGAGAUUGACGAGGAUGGCUUUUAUUACGGAGAACUUAAUGGACACAAGGGUCUGGUUCCCUCCAACUUUCUUGAAGAAGUGCCUGAUGAUGUGGAGGUUUACCUUACCAACACCCCGAGCCGUCACUCCCAGUUCCACCCCUCCCGGACGAAGAGUAAAAGGAAGAAGAGUGUUCAUUUCACUCCGUAACGGCUCAGUAUCUGUCACGUACCCGUGGAAAAAGCGGGCCCUACCAGAAGAAGUGCCACCCCCACAGUGCGCCCACACAUCCCGGGGUCCAGCC
Molecule: messenger RNA, 4681 nt
Organism: Xyrauchen texanus (razorback sucker)
Lineage: Eukaryota; Metazoa; Chordata; Actinopteri; Cypriniformes; Catostomidae
Product: RIMS-binding protein 2-like
Exons: 25
Coding region: 4-4587 (1527 amino acids)
Biological process (GO): neuromuscular synaptic transmission
Molecular function (GO): protein binding
Source: RefSeq, a predicted model, not a curated record